UAUCAGUCGGGGGUGAUAACAACCUCAUAACGAAAAUCCCUUUGCCAAUACGUUAUGCAAUGUUUACAAAGAUGUUUCAAGUGGUGUCAUCUUUUAUCAGUUAAGUUAUCAGGAAACUUAUCAGAAUAAUUAUCACGAAUUCGUGACAAUAUUUAUAACUUUAGCUCAAUAUCGGAAGUGGCUAUCGCGUCUUUUCGGUGUAAAUAAUGCGUAAUUUUUAUUCUUUGCCUCGUACAUUCACAUCACAUGACAGUAGAGGUAAUGUCAACAAGUCACCACUUAUGUCAACGGGCCAUUUUUGUCAAAUUCACCGCACAGGUAUUCGAUGACAGUCGCAAGUUUUGAUGUCACCAAGCGAUGAAGUGUCACAUCCUCACACACACCACUGAACGCGCGAGUGUCAGGCCAUUGACACAUGUCAGUCAAAAUGACAAGGAUUAGUAAAGUUACUCAUUCGUGACGCUCCCGACACAAGAGGGGUACAGGCGCAUGCCCACAGCGCCCGUUAUCCCGAACUGGGUCAGUCAGCCCAAACAUUGCCAACAAAAAUGGCUGCCAUGGAGGAUGGCAAACCGUCUGAACAAACCCAGUUUCCGCGAGUUGGCAGGCCAAGAAAACCUCUCCACGAAAAAAGAAGGAGACAACAAGAAGCAACAAAAUGGCGGGAUGCACGGAGAGUUUACCUCGGCAAUUCUUACGACCGUUGGAAGAAGUUGAAGAGCCGAAUCGGCUUGAAAGAUUGCAGCCUCGCGUGGCAUUUAAUGGAGGCUCACGAUUCGCAUUGUGUCGAAUGUGGGAGAGGCACCAGUCUUGGCGACGACGAUGAUGGCACACCACACAAUUUCUUUCCUCAAAUUAUCAAGUCCAUUCGACGGAUAUGUAUGCAGUACCUCAGCUUUCAGCACACCGUUGAAGUGGUUGGACUGGUCUGUUUGGAGAUUGACAAAGGAACGAAAGAAAACUUCAGCAUCAAAGAAGUUGUCAAUCGUCCAAUAGGUCUCCGAGUGGAAGCAUUGGCUUCGCAACAAAAAUCAUCAGAAAAUGACUAUAGCAUUGAACUUGCCAAUGAUGAAGAUGACGAUGAUGAGGAUGAUGAUGAGGAUGAAAAUUGUGAUGAAGACGAUGAUUACAUGUCUGAUGUGUCCAAUGUGGGAAGUGACGUUGAAAGCGAACACAAGCCGUUUGAUCAUUUCAGUGUGGGUGAUUAUUCAAAGGGAGACGAUUCUGCUCCUUUAGAACUGAGCAAAAAAGAUGAGGUAAAUGACUCCGAUUCUAUCUGUGAUAAAAGCUCUAGUCGUGAUGUGCCAUCAAAGGAUGGGAUCCCUGAAUCAAGGAGAGGUAACUCUAGUCUAAACUUUCUGCCACUGACUUCUAUGCAAGAUCGACCUUGGACACCAAGCCCUAGCAUGCUGUCGGCAAGUGCUAAAAUGGACAUAUCAAGAUUUGUGAAUGAAAAUGACAGCGAGAGAAGCAAUAAUAGUGUAAGUGACAGUCCUCUCACCAUAGCAGAAGUAAAGGCAGAGGACCGAGCGGAGGAUGAAGACUUUGUAGCGGAAACUGUUGAGGACACAGAUGAUAAAGCAGAGCGGGUCACCCAGACUCUUUCCUCCAUUGCUGCGGCCAAGACCCUCCCCUCCCAGACAGACCACCAGACCGACCACCAGACCAGUCCCAUCGACCUUGUGGUCAAGCAGGAGCCAGCAGACCAUCCACAGCCCAACCCCCCUGACCUUGUGCAUCCCUGCUUGGACAAUCGAUCCCCAGCCAACACCCCUGAUAACAGUGGCAAGAAGAGGAAGAUAGCUGAAGACAGAUUUUCCCAGAUUCUCUCUUCCACUGCUGCGGCCAAAAUCCUGCCCUCUCAGACAGACCACCAGACCAGUCCCAUCGACCUUGUAGUCAAGCAGGAGCCAGCAGAUCAUCCACAGCCCAACCCUUCUGACCAUGUGCAUCCUCGUCUGGACAGUCGGUCCCCGGCAAACACUCCUGAUAACAGUCUGAGUGGCAAGAAGAGGAAGUUUGCCUCGUUGGAACCAGUGCUAAACAGCCACAAGAAGGAGGUGUUUCACAAGGAGGAGUAUGAGGUCUUGGAGAUGACUCCCUUCACAGACUAUGCCGAGUUCUUGCGCCAUUGUCCCACGGUGCUACAGCGGACAUUCUAUCGCUGGAAGAGACGGAUCAAGGAUGAGUACAUCUUCCUGGAACAGCAUCCAGACAUGACAUAUCAAGAAUAUAUCCAAUAUAUCCCCCAUGCCAAAGAAAAUGUAUUUAGUUUCUGGAAAUCAUUGAUGCAGAAGGGCUACCUCUUUGGAACCGGUUCCGCCAAUCACAUGACAUCGAUAUCCUUAAAGACUGACUUGGACAGUAGAAAGUCCAGCCCUGUGCCAAACCAACAACAGUGGGAUGAAGAAAACAACGGACAUAAAGUACUCAAAUUUAUGCAGAAAAAUCUUGCUGCAGAAUAUUCAGAAGUUGCUAAACAUUUUCCCAAUUUCCCCAAGCAUGUGUUUAAGAUCUGGAAGCAACAGAAUCUCCAAGCAUGGAAGUUCCUAGAACAGAAUUUUUCCAUUGACUAUGCACUGUUUGCAAGAUGUUUUCCUACAGUGGCUGAAGAAGUGUUCAAUAUUUGGAGGGAGAAUGUGCUGAGGGAAAACAGGAACAAAAUCUUGAACCUGCAGCGAGAGGCUGUGUCUACCGCUGAGCACAUUCAGGAGGCCCAGAAGGUUUUGUGGACAUCAAUGAUGUCACAGAGACUAGCCCAGGAGCAGAGUAGGUUCUCAACCAGUCCUGGUUCAUGGCCAGGAAUCGGUGGGAGCUGGUUGGGAGACUAUCCUGGUUUCUGGGGAACUGCCCUGAAUCUCUCCGGCCUAGCACGUAUGGAUUCUAGUCAGCUUUCUCAGCUACCAAUGUCCGAUACCCGUCAUACUGAAAGCUCUAAAAAUGGUAGCACAAGUGAUAAUUCUUCUGAAAAGAAUCUAACAUCUCUUCCGAACAAAAUAAGUCAUUCUGAUUUCGAUGACACCGAUUCUGGAUUUCUUUCAAAGAACCAUCAGUGGAAGAAAAGAGCAGGAUCUCUGAGUGCCCAUGGACAAGAAUCUCCACGAUCUCUGCAGUCUGAGUCAGCAGAUCAUGCUGCCACUGAGAGGUUAGUUGUAGACAGUGACAGAGAUGACUAUGAUGAUGAACCUCGAGACGAGAACCUGAACAUUGAUAGAGAAGAGAAGAGCUCUCGAAAAAUUAAUGAGCAUGAAUUUCUCUAUCUGCAGCUGCAUCCAAGCAUAGACUUUGCAGGGUUUACAUAUCAAUUCCCCAACACAUCUGUGAGGACAUUUUAUAGGUGGAGGAGAGAGAUACAGGACCAGAUCAAUGUCCUCCGUGGCGAUCCCAACAUAUCUUUUGAGGACUUUCACAAAACAUACCCAAAGGUGUCUGAAAAAGUUGUAUCCAAAUGGAGGGAGGUUGUGCUAUCUGAAAAAGAACUUAUGAAUGGCUGUGAGGAUGAAUCUGUGAAUCUCAGUUCUCAAAUUGAGAAAUUAUCCAAAGAUGACAAUCACAUUGUUCAAACACUCCUUAAUCAAACAAAGAAAGUGAAGCUGUUGUCCAGUGAUGAACAGUGUGCCACCCAAAGCAAUAAUAGUCCAACUAGCUGUGAUAAUUUUACUAGUACCUUCAGCAACUCCAGAGUCAGUGGAAAAGCACUGAUGAAAGCUAGUCGUCAAGAAUACUGCUUCCUUCAAAAGAACCCGGAUAUUGAUCUUCAAGGCUUCUUGCGAUUGUUCCCAGACAUGCCUACAGGAACAUUCUAUCGCUGGAGGAGAGAAAUCAAAUCCAUCAUCGAAUUCAUCUCUGCACAUCCUGAUGCAUCGUACCAAGAUAUUGUGUCAGAGCUCCCCGAAGUGUCCCAAGAAAUGUUCAAUGAGUGGAAGGACAAAUUGAAGACUCCUCAAGAAGGUUCUGGCAGUCAGGAACAGAACCCUAUCCGAAGUCUUCAGGCGCUGGUGAAUGAUGGUGAGACAUAUGCCACCAAACAGGGUUAUCAUAGAGAACCAGGGUUCUUGUACCUCCUGGAGAACCCACUGAUCAGUAUAGUGGAGUUCAGUAAGCUCUAUCCAGCUGUUCCAGCAGGGAUGUUCAGCCGGUGGAAGAAGCUUGUGAGAGACUGGUUCAGUUUGCUGAAGGUUAGUACUGACAUUGAUUACAAGACCUUUUCUUUCUACUGUAGAGAGGUGCCUGAAACCGUCUUCACGAAAUGGAAGACCCUUAUUCAGAAAAAAGAAGAGCCCACAGAUGAACAGUGUAAAGCAGAUUGGAACAAUGGGAACUCACCCGAGGACUGGGUCCUCACCAAGACCAGGAAGGUCAAUCAGACUGAAUAUCUGUUCUUUCUGAUGAAUCCGUACAUGGAUUACAAUGAAUUUGCUAUAACGUUCCCUCUCAUCUCUCUUCGGACUUUCUAUCGAUGGAGGAGAGAAAUUCGCGAGAGCCUGGAGUACCUAGAGCAGCACCCCGAUGUCAGUUACAAAGCAUUCUGUCAGGUGUUCACUGUAGUCCCCGAGGAAGUGUUCAACAGGUGGAAAGAGCUCUCUGCCGAACAAAACAGGAAGGUGGAAAUGAGUUCAGAAUCUCUCAAGAGGCAACUGCAAUAUCAUGAUCCCGAGAAUACUUCUAAUCAGAUAGAGGUUGCCGCUUCCUCUCCCGACUCAGACAAUGAAGCAAAUGAUGGACAGUCUCUGCAGAUGUUUAAUGAUCCAGUUCUUCCACCAAAUAAAGCAUUAGACAUUCCUGAUCAUGCCAUGUUUUCAACAGACAGUCCUGAUCCUCCAGGGAUUGUGAGUUCCUUGAGCUCCUCCGAAUCUCUCAGUGCAGCUGUGGAGAGCAUCUGCCGAUCAGCAGGUCUUCCUCCUUUAGAUCAAGCUGUGGAUGAAAUCAGCGAGCAGCGAGCCACUUCCCCUGUAGCAGCUCAUGCGGGAUCUUCAGGUCUGGGAGGAGUAGCUUUCCCGGGAAUGUCUUCAGCUCAGUCUAGUGCUUCACCUACAGCUCCUGACUCUGCCCAAAGUCAAUAUCUGGCAAUAAAACAAGAGGAGUCUUUCAACGAAACCAACAGCCACCCAAAGCUGGACUCUUUCCCCGCCACAGCACCUCAACCCUCAAGCUCCAACUUAGGGGGGAUAACAUUUCCAGGAAUGUCUUCCGUGCCAACCAGCAUUCCUCCAUCCUAUCUCGACUCCGGGGCUCUGUCAUCCCAGAUGGUUAAAGAAGAGUCUUUCUUUUCACCCCGGGCGAGGAAGCAAAGUCGAGAGGAGUACCUCUUCCUCCAACAGAACCCCAACAUGGACUUUCUGGAGUUCUGUAGUCACUACCCCACCAUCUCCUUGAGGACCUUCUACAGAUGGAAGAGAGAGUUCCGCCAGUCGAAUGAGUACAUGAUGGGUUUGCAUGGUAGUCUACAGAAUGUCAGUAAUAGUCCAGGGGCUGUGUGGGGGGGUGGCGUAGCCUAAUGGUUAGAGUGUCCUUCCAAAGAUCUAGGUUUGAAUCCUAUGUGAGUAAUCUGUGAAUAUUGCUAUAGCUGUGUAAGACGACUGCUUGACCACACUCACUCACUCACUCAAGGUCACCAUGGAGAUGGUGAGGAACAUGUUUCGAAAUAGAAUUACUGUGAAACCUUGUUAAAUCUGGGCAGUUCAUUCCAUCAAUAUUCAUCCAGUAACUGGUUUCCAUGGGAAGCAAACAUGAGCACUUUGAUAUGAAAACUGUGCUUGGAUAACGGUUGUGCGAUUUUAUCUUCAUGGGGGCUUGAGAUUUUUGUUCAUCAAAAACUAUGUAUGUGAUCUAUCUUACAACAUGCAUUUUGUUUACAUGUUUGGUCUAUCUCACAGCAUGCAUUUUGGUCAUUUUGUACAAUCACAGUACAUGGAUAAUUUCUUCUUUUGUGGGGUUUAAACAUGCGAGCAAUAUUACACCACCCCCUCAAGAUAAAAUGAGCUGACCCUUUUCAAGCAUGGGUGGUUUAUGAACAUUCUGAACAACCACUGAUACCUUUGACAUUUUAUAGUUCCAUGUUAGAAUUAUAUUGAAUCAUUGAAUCAUCGUGACGUCUACAUGUUUUUUUAUCUUCCAAAGCUUGUCGGGUUGUAUUGAGACGUUGGCAUUACAUAUACAUAUAGGCAUGCAAUAUUAAGGAACUAGUCCCACAAGUAACUUUGGUCUAUGCACUUGUCUGUCGAAAGGAUAUCCAUCAUGCCUUCCGUGACUUGCAAAUUUGACAUGAAAUGAUUUUACUCUGCUGUGCAUCAAUGUAAUAUUUAUACAUAUUUGACAUGUUUGAUAAGACCGUGAAGAGAGUACAGGGUUAGACAGGGCUUCAAGUCGGUUAGUUUUUGCGACUGGUGCAAAUCUUGAAGCUGCCAAAAUUAUAUGUUAACAUGGUUAUUUCGAAAUGAGUUGUGGACUAGUUUGAUUAAGCUCAUGGUUUUUACCCCUGUAGUGUUGUAAAGAAGUUGAAGUUUGACAGCAUACUUGAGACACAAUAUGCACUGUAUUCUUUUUCCGUGUCAAGAGUCUAUGGUUGAGUGUCAAUUGAGCGAGAUGCAAGGGGCUUGCAUGUGGUGCAGGUUAUGUGCUACAGAUGCCAGGCUGUUGUCAAUAUUUCAGUUUUGACCCGUGAAAGCAUACAGCUGACAUGCGAUGUAGGAAUGUUGCGUGUCUAUUUUUACAAAGCUAAUGAAAAUGGACAGUUUAUAACUCAUGGAAGUUAAACAAGUCCUACUCCUGUAAGGACUUUGUGUGAACCCUACCAUUGCCUAACAUUAAGGCAGUGUAAUGAGAAGGCAGCCACAGGGCUAUGGCACAAUUUGCAUACGUUGUCAAGCAAAACAGUGUGAUGUUAGCUCGGUGCUCAUUGGUCGGAGUACUUGCUGGUUUCUCACACGUUGGAACCAGGCUUUUUUUGAUACGUUCGAAACAAACAUCGACUACAUCGCAUAUCGGCUGUAUUCAUGAAAGAUGGAGAGACAUAGUGUAUAGAAACAUGAAGUACUGACAAUAGAUGCCUGUCAAUUUGAGAUUCCUCGUCAGGUGUGUAACAAGGUACGUUAGGGUAGGGCAACUAUAGCAUGGCGAUGCAAUACUAUUAUCUCUCAUAGUUCUUUCACAGGCUCUCAAGUGUAAUCUCAUUCCAAUUACUCGUGUGCCAUAUUGUAUGCAGUCACAAGGGUUCCGAUUGCUAUAGGAGGUAGUGGCCAUAUUGCAUUCAGUAAUCUCUCUUUCAUCAACGUCUUUUGCAAUAUGUGUUUGUGUCUGGUUUGCCAUAUAUUUAAUACAUGACACGUUUCCGAAUUUGUAAUGUUGUUUGUCAAGUCAAGAAGUGCUAGUUAUACAGAAUAUGUGUGGACCAAAGGUCAUUCCAACUGUUUUUGAAUUUAUUCUGUGCAAAGUUUAAUGACAAUCCUUAGAAAAUAUAGAUAGACUGUGAAACUGUUUUUCUGCUGGUACUUGGACUCCAUAGUUCAUAGCUUUGUGUCGAGUCAUGUUUGAUUGAUACAAGGCUAAAUAUAAUCAUCUGAUCAAACAGUCCUUUCCUUAACAUGUUUAAUAAUUAGAACAAGUGAUGACAUCUCUGAAAGCUCUGGACAUGUCUUGCGUUUCAUCUGAGAACAGGGCGGUCGGGUAGCGUUCACUUGUCUCGUCGAAGACCCGGGUUCGAUUCCCGACAUGGGUACAAUGUGUGAAGCCCAUUUCUGGUGUCCCCCGCCGUGAUAUUUCUGGAAUAUUGCUAAAAGCGGCGUAAAACCAUACUCACUCAGUCACUCACUCAUCUGAGAACAACUGUUAGCAUUGGGCAAAAGUUAAUUUAUAACCCUCUUAUUCAUUGUGUUCUUAAACUCCUUUUGCUUUACGUAUACCACUUAAAACAAAGUACAGGACCACCUGAUUCUUUCAUAUUACCCUAGUUAUUCUGUUAUACCAUGACAUUAACUAUAGCAAUAUGAAAGAAUUGGAUGGUCCUUAACUUCUUAUGUGUAGUAUAUUUAGCUUGUAUUUUGAAUGUAGAUCUAUGCCAGUUUAAAUGGUCAUUGAUUUCAAGCAAGAGAAGUUGAGACAUCACUGAGACAUCAGUUAUUGUGACAACCUUGUGCAAAGAAUUCUUCAUCAUAGAAUUAUAUAAAAUUAAGUUGAGGAUGUGAUAAACAUAGGUCUCAGUACUUAAGGGAAUCGAUAAUAUGUAUGAAUUGGGGAUUGCUGGUGAUAUAUAUACCACACAUCAUUUGCUGAGGACCACACCUAUUUUGGUCCUUAGCAAAUGUGUAGGGGCACAGGUGACCCAGUCGUCUCAGAAGCGUUUGCUGUGCAGAGUUGCGUCCCUUGGGCACGCCAGAAACCUAUGAUUGUGGGCUGGAAUCCCGGU
Messenger RNA from Haliotis rufescens (red abalone), 8404 nucleotides. RefSeq lists its product as uncharacterized. The record is from RefSeq and is a predicted model, not a curated record. The coding region runs from base 549 to 5498 and encodes 1649 amino acids. The transcript is spliced from 6 exons. Gene Ontology annotation, cellular component: chromatin. Gene Ontology annotation, biological process: regulation of transcription by RNA polymerase II. NCBI's taxonomy places the organism in Eukaryota, Metazoa, Mollusca, Gastropoda, Lepetellida, Haliotidae.